UUUCAGUGAAGAGUUGGAAACACCAUGACAUCGUAACUCCUCUGCGUGUUGUUCACUGACCCACCCAUGCAAUAAAAUGACUAAAAUGCCCUCGCGAAUUGAAUCCCUCAAACCUUCACUGAUUCAACAAAGCCAGAAAUACCAGUGGCAAUUCAGAUAAUUCGUACUCGACGGCUCUUUCAGAAAGAUUGUAAUUUAGAACUACAAGAAACCCCACAAGCCAAAGUCUUAUAUAGUAUUUAAAUACAUAUAUAUAUAUGUAUGUAUGUAUGUACACAUAUCUAUGAUACGGUGUCUGUUCACAAGCCGUCCUCAAUUGAGAACAACCCGAGAAAUUCACAUUUUCAGGUUGAGAAGCUCAGAGAAGUCGGUAAUGGCGCCUCCGCCGAUACUUUCCUUAGCUCUGCCAUCAGAAACGGGUCGAGUUCUCAGUAUUCAGUCUCACACUGUUCAGGGGUAUGUUGGUAACAAAUCAGCUGUAUUCCCUCUUCAACUACUGGGCUAUGAUGUGGACCCAAUCAAUUCGGUGCAGUUUUCAAACCAUACAGGUUACCCAACUUUUAAGGGUCAAGUUUUAAAUGGACAACAACUAAAGGAGUUAAUAGAAGGCCUCGAAGGCAAUGAUUUAUUAUACUACACCCAUUUGUUGACAGGUUAUAUUGGUUCCGUUUCCUUUUUGAACACUGUAUUAGAAGUCAUCAAUAAGCUUCGGUCUGUCAAUCCCGAACUUACAUAUGUUUGUGAUCCAGUGCUGGGUGAUGAAGGAAAGCUUUAUGUCCCUCCAGAAUUAGUAUCAGUUUAUCGCGAGAAGGUUAUCCCUGUUGCUUCAAUGUUGACUCCUAACCAGUUUGAAGCAGAACAGUUAACCGGGUUCAGGAUUGGGUCUGAACAAGAUGGCCGUGAAGCUUGCAACAUUCUUCACACUGCUGGACCAUCAAAGGUUGUUAUAACAAGCAUAAAUUUAGAUGGCAAUCUUCUACUCAUUGGCAGUCAUCAAAAGGAAAAGGGCCAGUCUCCUGAGCAAUUCAAGAUUCUGAUACCCAAAAUUCCUGCUUAUUUCACGGGAACGGGAGAUUUAACUACUGCAUUAUUACUUGGAUGGAGUAAUAAAUAUCCUGCCAAUCUUGACAAAGCAGCAGAGCUUGCUGUAUCGAGUGUGCAGGCACUUCUUAUGAGGACGCUGAAGGACUAUGAAACCGCCGGAUUUGACCCCCAAUCGAGCAGCUUGGAGAUUCGAUUGAUUCAAAGCCAGGGUGACAUUCGCAAUCCACAAGUUAAUUACAAGGCUGAGAGAUACAACUAAUCAGUGUUAACAAUAAUUAUCAUUUAUUUGAUACAAUAAACAGUGCCUGUUCUCAUAGCAUCUCAUUUUGCCAUGAAUAUGGUAUUUAACUAUGUAUUAAACUAAAAUUUCAUUUAUGCCAUAUGUUCUUUUGGCAGUAUAGGUCAUCACCACAAACAGAAGAUAUGCAUAAUAUUGAAUUAUAUAUGCAGCAAAGUUAGUUACC
Molecule: messenger RNA, 1508 nt
Organism: Cornus florida
Lineage: Eukaryota; Viridiplantae; Streptophyta; Magnoliopsida; Cornales; Cornaceae
Product: pyridoxal kinase
Exons: 13
Coding region: 266-1303 (345 amino acids)
Biological process (GO): pyridoxal 5'-phosphate salvage
Cellular component (GO): cytosol
Molecular function (GO): pyridoxal kinase activity
Source: RefSeq, a predicted model, not a curated record